Fusarium coffeatum is the source of this 1086-nucleotide messenger RNA. RefSeq lists its product as uncharacterized. Gene Ontology annotation, molecular function: methyltransferase activity. The transcript is spliced from 5 exons. Lineage: Eukaryota; Fungi; Ascomycota; Sordariomycetes; Hypocreales; Nectriaceae. The coding region runs from base 1 to 1086 and encodes 361 amino acids. The record is from RefSeq and is a predicted model, not a curated record.
AUGCAAGACAGUGAUAGCCACUCCUUCUCUCUGAUCUCCGAGCCAGGGAUCGAGACGAUAUGCACACCGACGGAGCAAGAUACCGACGAGUAUGACUUCGUUUUUGAAGACGGCAGAUCUGUGUGCUUACAACAAGAGGAUGAUUCGAGUUGUUGCACUUCGUUGGCGCCCAGCAUGUUGGAUUAUGAACAUUCCCAUGGGAGACGUUACCACGCUUAUCUGAGUGGGAGAUAUCCAUUACCGAAUGACAAAGGCGAGCAGUAUCGCGAGCUAAACGACCAUCUUUUGAUGCAACAACUUUUCGAUGGCGAACUCUUCUUGUCCGAUAUUGGUGAUAGACCGAAAAGGAUAAUCGACAUCGGCACAGGAACCGGAAUUUGGGCCGUGGAUGUGGCCGACUUAUACCCAGACGCGGAGGUAAUUGGCACGGAUCUAUCGCCAACUCAACCCAAAUCGAUGCCGCCAAAUGCAAGCAUGUUUGUUGAAGACUGCGAAGACCCGUAUUGGGCGAAUGGCGACAACUUCGAUCUGGUCCACUUCAGGGGAAUGGCCGGGUUCCUUCUUGACCUGAAUGCUAUGGUAGCUAAUGCUCAUGAACACAUGAGAGACGGCGGUUGGAUCGAGUUCCAAGACUUCGAUUACACAAUUUGUUGUGACGACGGCACCAUGAAGAAGGACGACCCGUUGAGAGUAUUUUUCGAUACCUGCGCCAGAGGAAUGCGAAAGUACGGGUGUACCAACUAUGGCAAGAGUAACGUUCGAAAGGCUUUCAUAUUUGCUGGCUUCACCAAAGUUCACGUGGUAAAUACGAAAGUGCCCAUCUCCCGCUGGGCCAAGGAUGAAGGAUUAAAGGACAUUGGUACACUGAUGGCAGCCAAUCUCAUCGAUCUUAUCGGGGCCAUGGCUGUCAAGCCGUUGAUUGCCUUGGGUAUACCGGCCGAUGAGAGGAAAGAGAUGGUUGCCCAGGCUUGUCAGAGCCUCAAGAACGGGAAAGCUCAUCGAUACAUCAACUGCCGCUUCGUAUUUGCCAAGAAGAUUGGAGGCGAAGCUUGUGAGGUCGACUCUGAUGCAGAGUCUUGUGUAUGA